Tripterygium wilfordii is the source of this 1119-nucleotide messenger RNA. RefSeq lists its product as uncharacterized. NCBI's taxonomy places the organism in Eukaryota, Viridiplantae, Streptophyta, Magnoliopsida, Celastrales, Celastraceae. The transcript has 2 exons. The coding region runs from base 1 to 1119 and encodes 372 amino acids. The record is from RefSeq and is a predicted model, not a curated record.
AUGGCUUCAACACCACCUUGGUCUGAUCUCCACAUAGAUCUACUCUCUCUAGUUUUUGAAAAAUAUGGAGAUGAUUUUGAAUAUCUAUCAUCUUGUGCAAGUGUUUGCCUUUCAUGGCGCUCGGCCAUCAGCAAAUUGUCCCAACGUCUUCUACCCAAAACACCAUUCCUACUAUUAGUCACUGAUGAUGAUCACCAAGACAAAGGCAGUCAAGUCUCACUUGUUAACAUCAAAACCCUAAAAACCCCCAAAAUUCGAGUUAAUCCAGGGCUACAAGGAAGAUGGAUUCGUAGUUGCUGUCAUGGUUGGCUGCUGACGAUUGCUCGUGCUUUGCCACAUGAAAUUAAUCUCCUGAACCCCAUCACCGGAGCACGGAUUAGGCUUCCAUCGGCAGGGAACCAGUUCAAUCCAAGUGAGGGAUUGACGGUAGUCACCUCGCGGAACCCCUUAGAUUCUAAGAGCAUGGUUUUAGGCAUAUACUCAUCGAACCAAGAAUUAGUCGUUUGCAAACCAGGUGACCGAACUUGGACUAGAAUCAAGCAUUCUUCUCCAAAGAACUUGUUUUUUCGCAGCGCGAUAUUCUACAAGGGUGAGUUUUAUGUAUUCAGUGAUCCGUGUAUUGGACAUUAUGAUUCUAUCGGUCGUAUACGCUGUGACCUGAAUAAUUCAGUUCAUGAUCUCUUCAUGGAGGAAUUGAUACGGAUGCCUCCUCCUUCUCCUACGGCGAAGUUGUUAUUUCGUUACCAGCCUACUGACUUACACUCUGCAUUUGUAUACAUUUUCGGCUACUUGGUUGAAUUGAUGGAUGAUUUGUUAAUAGUGUUGAAAUAUAAGCAAUCGAAUCCACAAGACAAAAGUAGAAGAUUUGAGGUAUAUAGAUUGAAGUGGGAGGGUGAGAAGGAAUGGGUUCCAGUGAAAAGUUUAGGCAACAAUGGCAUUUACCUUAAUCGUCCAUCUUCCACAUCUGUCUCGAUUGGGGAGGAGAAUAGUAGAGAAUGCAGAGCAAAUUGUAUCUACUUUGUUGAAAGGCGAGACCAAUGGAUCGAUCGUGGUGUCUAUGACAUGGAAACGAAGAUUACUCAAUGGUCUCCACUCUCAAAUUUUGUUUCCUUGUUUUGA